CACAUUUGUUUUAAUCAUCAAGGAAGAGAAGCUAUAAAUAGCAAUGGAUAAUACUUUGAUUGUCACCGGUACCACCUCUACCAUUUUCAUUUUCUUCUUACUUCAUAUACUAAUAUUAAGAGCUAUUAUUCUCCCUCAAUCAAUUACUUUCUUUUAACUAGUUGAAGAAGAAAUGGCUCCAACAAUGUCCACUGAUUCCUUUGAUCUGACUGAUUUUGUGAUUAACAAAGGAAAUGGAGUGAAGGGUCUUUCAGAUUUGGGUCUCAAAAGCCUUCCGAAGCAAUAUAUUCAACCCCAAGAAGCGUUGAUUAAUAUCAUACCUCAUGAAUCAAUUCCUGUUAUUGACAUGUCCAAUUGGGAUAGUGACCCUAAAUCCAUUUGUGAUGCUGCAGAGAAGAAUGGGUUCUUCCCAAUGGUUAACCAUGGAGUCCCACUUGAGGUUCCUUGACGGUGUUAAGGAUGCGACCACAUCGUUUCCUUUGGGCUAAAAUAACCAGUGAAGUUAAAGAGGAAAUUAAACUCUAAGGAGUUUCAUCUACUAAAUAAUGUCAGGUUCGUAAAGCUUUAGUCGCUGAAUGCUGAGAAGGCACUUAAGAAAGAUUAUCUUAGCUUUUUUAUUGUCCUCUGAAGAUGAAGCUUCUUGCUGUGGCCCUCUGCUUGCAAGGAUGAAUGCUUGGAAUACAUGAAAAGAUCAGAAAUCCUCUGCAAGAAGCUAAUGGGUGUUUUAAUGGAGAGAUUGAACGUGAAAGAAAUAGAUGAAAAGAAAGAAUCUUUACUAAUGGGUUCGAAAAGAAUUAACCUAAACUACUAUCCAAGAUGUCCAAAUCCGAACCUCACAAUAGGCGUAGGUCGCCAUUCUGAUGUCUCUGCACUGACUUUUCUUCUGCAAGACGAAAUCGGAGGGCUUUACGUUAGAGUAAACGAAGGAAAACAUGGAUGGGUUCAUGUUCCUCCUAUUGAAGGCUCACUCGUUAUCAAUGUAGGAGAUGCACUGCAGAUAUUAAGCAACGGUCGAUAUAAGAGUAUAGAGCACUGUGUAAUUGCUAGUGGAAGCAAGAACAGAAUUUCUAUUCCUAUCUUUGUUAAUCCAAAGCCAAGUGAUGUGAUUGGUCCUUUGCCCGAAGUUCUUGCAAGUGGAGAGAAGCCUAAAUAUAAAAACAUCCUUUAUUCUGAUUAUGUCAAGCAUUUCUUCAGGAAAGCUCAUGAUGGCAAGAAGACCGUCGGAUUUGCUGAAAUAUGAUAAAUUCUUCAUACUAUUAUUAUAUGCUGUAGUAACCCAAACGAUUUGAUUUUUUUUUUUUUUUUUGUUAUUAAUGUCUUUUAUCAGUGA
Jatropha curcas is the source of this 1330-nucleotide messenger RNA. NCBI's taxonomy places the organism in Eukaryota, Viridiplantae, Streptophyta, Magnoliopsida, Malpighiales, Euphorbiaceae. The record is from RefSeq and is a predicted model, not a curated record.